CGCCACAAACGGGGCGGGCGGAGGCAGCGCGAGGCGGGCUCCUUAAAGGGACCCGGGUGACGCCAGCGGUGCGGGCCGGAAGCGGGGACGUGACGCGCCGAGCGCGGGGACCGGGGAGUGGGAGGGGCGCGAGCAGACCUGAAGGAUGUCUCUGGCGGACGAGCUGCUGGCUGACCUGGAGGAGGCAGCGGAGGAGGAGGAGAACUUUGUGGAUGAGGAAAAUGAGCCGGCCAUCGAGGAUGUGCAGGAGGAAAUGCAGCUGGACCUCAACGUCGACUCCGUCAAGAGCAUCGCCAAGCUAUGGGACAGCAAGAUGUUUGCGGAGAUCAUGGUGAAGAUCGAGGAGUAUAUCAGCAAACAGUCGAAAGCCACAGAAGUGAUGGGGCCGGUGGAAGCAGCUCCGGAGUACCGAGUCAUCGUCGAUGCCAACAAUCUGACGGUGGAGAUCGAGAAUGAACUGAACAUCAUCCACAAAUUCAUCCGGGAUAAAUACUCCAAGCGAUUCCCCGAGCUGGAGUCCCUGGUUCCCAACGCUCUGGAUUACAUCCGCACGGUCAAGGAGCUGGGCAACAGCCUGGACAAGUGCAAGAACAACGAGAACGUGCAACAGAUCCUGACUAACGCCACCAUCAUGGUGGUGAGCGUCACGGCCUCCACCACGCAAGGGCAGCAGCUGACGGAAGAGGAGCUGGAACGCAUCGAGGAAGCCUGUGACAUGGCCCUGGAGCUCAACCAAUCAAAGCAUCGCAUCUACGAGUACGUGGAGUCCCGCAUGUCCUUCAUCGCCCCCAACCUGUCCAUCAUCGUCGGGGCUUCCACGGCUGCCAAGAUCAUGGGCAUCGCUGGUGGCCUCACCAACCUCUCAAAGAUGCCGGCCUGUAACAUCAUGCUCCUGGGAGCCCAGCGCAAGACCCUGUCCGGCUUCUCCAGCACCUCGGUGCUGCCCCACACGGGGUACAUCUACCACAGCGACAUCGUGCAGUCACUGCCCCCGGACCUGCGGAGGAAGGCAGCUCGUCUUGUUGCUGCAAAGUGCACACUGGCAGCUCGGGUUGACAGCUUCCAUGAGAGCCCAGAGGGGAAGGUGGGCUACGACCUCAAGGAGGAGAUUGAACGGAAGUUUGACAAAUGGCAGGAGCCUCCCCCUGUGAAGCAGGUGAAGCCCCUGCCGGCCCCCCUGGAUGGCCAGAGAAAGAAACGAGGAGGCCGCAGGUAUCGGAAGAUGAAGGAGCGACUGGGGCUCACGGAGAUCCGGAAACAGGCCAACAGGAUGAGCUUCGGGGAGAUCGAGGAAGACGCCUACCAAGAGGACUUGGGCUUCAGCUUGGGCCACCUGGGCAAGUCAGGCAGCGGUCGGGUGCGGCAGACGCAGGUCAAUGAGGCUACCAAAGCCAGGAUCUCAAAGACCUUACAGCGCACGCUCCAGAAGCAGAGCAUGGUGUAUGGUGGGAAAUCAACAAUCCGGGACCGCUCCUCAGGCACAGCCUCCAGCGUGGCCUUCACUCCACUCCAGGGUCUGGAGAUAGUUAACCCACAAGCGGCAGAGAAGAAGGUGGCGGAGGCCAAUCAGAAAUACUUCUCCAGCAUGGCGGAGUUCCUAAAGGUGAAGAGCGAGAAAAGUGGCAUCAUGUCUAGCACAUGAGCCUCCUUUUUUUUUUUUUUUUUUUUUUUCCCACCACCCCCAGACUCCGCCCUCGCCCAGAGCCCUGCCACGCCAGGAAGCAUCAGGGAACUUCUGGGGCUUUCGCUUUUGCUCCCCACUCAGUGGGAUCGGGCCCUUCCACCUCCCAGCUGCCGAGAAGCUGGGCAGAGCCAGUCUGCUGUCUCCCAAGCAUCUUUCUGUUCCCAGGGGGGAUCCACACCUGAGCUCCACACAGGCUUGGGUGCUCUGAGGGUUUCCGGGGAGGGGUGUGAAUUGUGUGGGGAGCCCUAGCCCUGUUCUCAGAGUGUGUGUGUGUGUGUGUGUGUGUGUCUCAGAGAGAGAGACACACCCUUGUUACCUGUAUAAAUUAGCAGGUGUGUGCAUGAGAUGAAUACAGAAUGGCUGGUGCAUCGAUUUCUCAGUGCUCGUGUUAAAAUCUCCCUUGGCUUGUGCCCGAGGGCAGAGGCAGGGAGUGGGCUGACAAAAGGCAGGAUAGACGGACGUUUUGUGGGAGCAAACAUGUGGGCUAAAUCGGUGUCUUUUUUUAACUCUGUUUUUUGGAAGAAAUAUAACAGGCUGGAGGCGA
Messenger RNA from Dermochelys coriacea (leatherback sea turtle), 2228 nucleotides. RefSeq names its product pre-mRNA processing factor 31 (gene PRPF31). The coding region runs from base 146 to 1642 and encodes 498 amino acids. Lineage: Eukaryota; Metazoa; Chordata; Testudines; Dermochelyidae. Gene Ontology annotation, cellular component: U4 snRNP; precatalytic spliceosome; U4/U6 x U5 tri-snRNP complex. Gene Ontology annotation, biological process: mRNA splicing, via spliceosome; spliceosomal tri-snRNP complex assembly. The transcript is spliced from 14 exons. The record is from RefSeq and is a predicted model, not a curated record.